Messenger RNA from Erigeron canadensis, 1415 nucleotides. RefSeq lists its product as uncharacterized. The transcript is spliced from 2 exons. The record is from RefSeq and is a predicted model, not a curated record. Lineage: Eukaryota; Viridiplantae; Streptophyta; Magnoliopsida; Asterales; Asteraceae. Gene Ontology annotation, molecular function: nucleotide binding. Bases 177 to 1262 code for a protein of 361 amino acids.
AAUAAUUAUAAAGGUUGUAACUAUAGAUUCAACAAUCUACUUUAUUGACAUUUAAGUUUAGUUUGUUCUUUGUUGGUUCACAACUUCGCAUUGAAUUCCACAUUUUAAGAUCUUAUCUUUGUACACCUUGGCAACAAAUCACAAAACUACUAAAAACAUAAACCAAAACCCACAACAUGGCAGAUAAGAAAAUCCCAGUACGUUUUGGGAUAUUAGGCUGUGCUGAAAUAGCAAGGAAAGUAUGCAGAGCCAUAAACCUUUCUCCCAAUUCAACCCUCCACGCUAUAUCCAGCCGUUCUAUCGAAAAGGCUAAAGAGUUCGUGACUAAAAACGGCUUAUCCGAGUUAGUGAAGGUCUACAGUAGCUACGAGGAAGUGUUGGAUGAUCCUUUAGUAGAUGCAGUUUAUGUCCCAUUGCCAACUAGCCUUCACUUGAAAUGGGCUGUUUUGGCCGCAGAUAAAAAGAAACAUGUUCUGUUGGAGAAACCUACUGCUUUAAAUGUCGGUGAGCUGGACCGGAUACUUGAUGCUUGUGAAUCCAAUGGUGUGCAGUUUAUGGAUGGAAGUAUGUGGUAUCAUCAUCCUAGGACAGCAAGGAUGAAGGAGUUACUGUCUGACCCAAACAUCUUCGGUCAAGUUAAAUCGAUCUACAGUUCCUCGUCUUUCUUGCCGCCCCCGGAAUUCUUUGAGAACAAUAUUAGAACAAAAGCGGAUCUAGAUAGCUUUGGAGCAUUAGGUGAUGCUGGCUGGUACUGCAUUGGCGUGAUUUUAUGGUCAAUGAACUAUAAACUCCCCACAUUUGUUAAAGCUCUACCAGCUACAAUUCGAAACUCAAAUGGGGUCAUCAUGUCCACCACAGCAACUUUGUACUGGGAACAAGAGGGAGUCACUGCAACUUUUUAUUGCUCGUUUUUAUCACACGAGACAAUGGAAGUAUCGGUCUUGGGAUCCAAAGGGUCAUUCCAUGUUGAAGAUUUGAUCAUUCCAUAUGAAGAGAGUUCGGCUUCUUUUAGUUUUACAUCAGGUGCAGCUUUUGUUGAUCUUCAUAUCGGGUGGAAUAUGAAAGAGCAAGUGGUUCGAGUUGACAACGAGCUUCCACAAGAGGCUUUUAUGAUUAAAGAGUUUUCAAAGUUGGUAUUAGGAAUAAAAGAUUCUACAAUUAGACCUGAUACAAAGUGGGGCGGCAUCAGUAGAUCAAGUCAAGUUGUUCUGGAUGCCGUGAAAUCAUCUGCAGAUAGUGGUUUUAAGACUGUUUAUAUUUGAAUUUGACCAUAUAUUGUGUCCCUUACUCAAAAAAUAGAUAAGCUUUUUAUGGAUAUGAAACGAAUUUACUUGUGUUUCUUAAUUAUUUGAAGUGACCAUAAACUAAUUAUUUCAUAAUUUUUUGUAUAUGAAAGGUUUGUCUAACUUUGGUCA